AUGGCUGCCCGCGACGCACCCAAACCCAAAAUCGACCGACAAUCAACAACACCAUUCCACCUCAAGCUCUUCUACCGCUCCCAAUCCUUCCAUAACCUCGCCGACUUCUCAAUUCAACACUCCUCAUCCUCACGUGGCGGCGCCCUCAGCGGCCCCAACGCCAUUCGAACGCGCUCCCCUCCCCCGCCAGCACCACUUCCACCGCACCUCCAGAUCUACACCUGGCAAUCCUGCACCCUGCGCGAGCUCGCACUCCUCUUGACCUCGGCACUUCCCUCGGCGCUUCCCGAUCCGCCAAUUGGAACCCGUUUAUGCUUCCGUCUCAUAUACCCAGACACCAAGGGCGCAGCGAUGAUGGGCCCUGACGCGCGAGGCAGAUACCUCAGCAAGGAUCUAGGCAGUGUGGUGAUUGGGCCCCGCGAGAGCCCCUACCGAGACGGCAAAGACGAGGAGGAAGGGUCAAAGAAUGGUGCGCCGCUUCCGCGGACGGGACCUUUCAGGAUGCAGGGGAACGACGCGGAGAAGACAUUGCAAGAGGCGCGAUUUGUGAUUGGGGAUUAUGUCGACUGUGCCAUUUUGCCGCCAUUAGAGGAUGGAUCUGUUGCGCCGCCAUUGACGGGUGGGAGGGGUCCAAUCUCUGGGGGUGGUAUGAGGGCUUUCCGGGAUAAUGGGUUCGGUCCUGGUGGUGGUGGACGAGGAAGAGGCGGUUGGAGAGGCGGUGGCGAUCGAAUCCCUGCUGGAGAUUGGAGGCGUGGUGAACGACUUCCAGAGGGUGGAAGUGGAAGGGGAGGGGGACCUGGUAGGAGGGGAUGGGCGCCGUAUUGA
Molecule: messenger RNA, 825 nt
Organism: Aspergillus calidoustus
Lineage: Eukaryota; Fungi; Ascomycota; Eurotiomycetes; Eurotiales; Aspergillaceae
Source: the annotation of a GenBank genome assembly